AUGGAUCUACUCGGCUACAUCAAACCAGCGGUCGACUACUUCUCCGCCCUUGUCGACACGGAUCUUGCGGCGAAAGACGAAGAAUCCUCUGCGCAGCAGGACGUGACGCGCACUACCGUGCAGUACGCACUCGAGACCGACGAAGUGCUUCAGAAGAGCUCCGAUGAUGUCGCAGCUCUCACGACGACCUCCGAGGAUGCCAAGGAAGUUGCCGCAAGGGGUCAGGAGCCGGCCUACGUAGAGCCUCGAGACGGCCCCGACGCUAUCGAGGAGGUCGUAAGUGAAAGUCACGAGACAGAGGCCGUCGAAGGCCAAGACGUCGUCAAUUCUCCCUCUGCUGACGACGAGCGUGUUCAAGCCAUGCUGCUGCACGCUUCGGCUGUGGCGUCAAGUCUCCAGGGUCCCAAAUGCACGGUUGUGCUCGAACCCGUCGAGCUGCUUCGCUGUCAGUUUGACCCUAGGAGCUCAUACAUGUUUAAUCGCAAGCCGAUGUCACUUCGCAAGAUGACGCACGAGAUUGCCAUCAGCGCUGCUUCCGGCGAGAAGCUGCGUGCUCAUCGCCUCGACACAGACGACCGAACCUACAUCACAAGCCUGUUCACCAAGCAUCUACUCACCGCGGCGCCGCCUGUGAUCAACUUCGAUGGUCCCGAUCUGCUCGUCACUUGCGCAAACCAAGGUGACCUCGGAGGCCUCUUCCAGAAGAUCGAGAAGUAUGGCAAGCUUGGGCCUCUCAAUGCUCAGAUCAAGACCAAAGGAAUGCCCUUCACGCCUAUCUUCUGGUCCCUGAAAGGCCUGUCCGUUCGUCAAGACCUACUUCAGCUCGCCAAGGACGUCCAGAGCUACGCUGACCGAAACGUACAUGCACUCGGCAAGUGGCGAAUCGCAUACGCCAGCGUCGAAAGCAUUCCCUGUGUCGACAAGUCAUAUUUCACAGGCGAUGUCAUCAUCGUGACCGACGCAGAGACCUUUCGUAACUCUGGCAACAAGACCCUGCCAAUCUUCCAGGGCAACAAGCCUCGUCGUCUUCCCAGCUUGCAGGGUCUGCACAAGUUUGGCACGGCCGUCUGA
This is a messenger RNA of Kalmanozyma brasiliensis GHG001, 1071 nucleotides long. RefSeq lists its product as uncharacterized. The transcript has a single exon. The record is from RefSeq and is a predicted model, not a curated record. Lineage: Eukaryota; Fungi; Basidiomycota; Ustilaginomycetes; Ustilaginales. The coding region runs from base 1 to 1071 and encodes 356 amino acids.